This is a messenger RNA of Stylonychia lemnae, 2034 nucleotides long. The record is from the annotation of a GenBank genome assembly. Lineage: Eukaryota; Ciliophora; Spirotrichea; Sporadotrichida; Oxytrichidae.
AUGAAUUUUUUCGUACAUAAGGCUCCUUUUGAGUAGAAAUAUGACCGACCACAUACCUCCAACAACGUAGCUAAAAAAUCAUUAAAUUAGGGAGGAAUGCCAGCUGGAUCGUAUUUAUUUAUGAACUAGAACUGGAUCCCUGAGUCAGCAGGGCCUACCUCGCAUUAUUAAAACCCAAAUUCCUACACUCGUGCAGGUAAUAUGGUCGGUUUGAGAAGUAACCGGUGGACUAAUACUGCACAGCUAAACACUACAUUCUCACAUAACUUCCAAAAGGCUUAGGAGCUUUUAUGUAUGGGAAAUAACAGUGCGAGAAAGUAAAACUAACAACUACAGCAGAGGUCAAAGGACAGAGUAUAAACUGCACAAAACCCACUUAACAACUUUACCGACAAAAUCUCCAAGGGAAUGAUUUCUCACGAUCAUCACCAUCCAAUGUCUACUAAAAACCUCAAUCAAGAGCUCGAGAACUAUAAUCCACUGGGAACUCAUCAAAGAGGGCUAACAGCAAUAACGAAAAACCAGCAAACAAAUAAUUCCAGUAAUAAAAAUAAUAACAGUGGUAUUGGUAGUAACAAAUAAAACGACUAUAUUGGAGUAGAAGAAAAACUUAAUAACAGCAGAACUAGGCAGCAAGGGAAUUUGAGAAUUAGAGCUACUAGUGCUGGAAUGCGAAACUAGCCAAAUAAAUAAGGGCCAUCAUCAAAUAAUGAGAAUGCUGGACUUCCACCAAAGGGAAGCGGAAUAAAUAACCUAUAUAUAAAUUAGACUUAGGAUGCUAUCGACUAGAGAGCACUUAAAGAAACCAAUAUAUUGAAUAUCUAGUAGCAUUAAACUACCAGCAGUGUUGGCAUGAAUGAAAAGAGAAGCUCGAUACCAACAAGUGCUCUAAAUAAAGAAAAUAAUUAUCUGAAUAGAUAUCCCUCAGAGGAUAAGUAUAAUUUGCACAAUCCGAUUCCUCGACCUUCAAUGCCAAAGAAAUCCGAUCUGAUCUUGAAUUAAACUCAGGCAACAACUGCUGCUUCCUCUAUUUUAGCUUAAAAUAACUUUUAAUUAGUAAAUACAAGUGCUACUCUAGAUGCAUAUACCAUCGUUUAUGAGAAGUUCAAACUUAACGAUUAAAUGAAAAAGAAGGCAGUCCAGAGGGAAAUAGCUGUGCUUAAGAAACUAGAUCACCCUCAUGUUAUAAAGCUCUAUGAGUUGAUUGAUACUGCUCGUUAGAUAAAUUUAGUAACUGACUUUGUUAAUGGCAUAUCACUUCAAUAAUUUGUAAAAAACCAUGGUGGUGCCACCAAGAGAAUUAAUGAACCACAGUGCAGGAGAAUGUUUAAGCAAAUAGCAGAGGGCAUUGAUUACUUGCACUCCAAUAAUAUCGCACAUAGGGACAUCAAACUAGAUAAUAUCUUGAUAGAGGAUAAAACUAACUAAAUCAAGGUUAUUGAUUUCGGAUUCUCAGUUAUCUGUAACCCAUCAUAGAAAUUAAAGAUAUUCUGUGGCACACCAUCGUAUAUGGCUCCAGAGAUAGUCUAAAAGAGAGAAUAUGACGGUAGACAAGUAGACAUGUGGGCUUUAGGAGUUCUAUUAUUUGCUAUGCUUACAGGAACUUUUCCAUUUAGAGGUAUUUCAGAGUAGGAUCUCUACUAUAAAAUAUAAAGAGGGUAGUUUAAGGUUCCAGAUAAUGUAUCUAAAGAUGCUCGAAGACUAAUUUAUAGAAUGCUGGAAGUUGAUGCUAAGAGAAGAAUUACUGCAAGAGAACUAGUUAAAGAGUCUUGGGUGAGAUGUUCCGACCUUCCACUGACAAUAUUUGAGAAUGCUGCAACUUAUGCACACAGAGGGUCUUCCCUUGAUAAUAGAGUUAGUAUGGAUACUAAUAAUGCAAGUGGCUAUCACAAUUAGGCUAUUAGUUUUCUGAAACAAAUGGGCUACUCAGGCAGAGAGAUUGAUGAUACCUUGAAAGGAAACGAAACAAAUAAUAUAUAUGAGUAGUAUAGGAAGCAUGUGGACAAGUAACUUAACUUCAGCUCUAAUAGAUGA